Molecule: messenger RNA, 3874 nt
Organism: Sceloporus undulatus (fence lizard)
Lineage: Eukaryota; Metazoa; Chordata; Lepidosauria; Squamata; Phrynosomatidae
Gene: ULK3
Product: unc-51 like kinase 3
Exons: 16
Coding region: 98-1519 (473 amino acids)
Biological process (GO): peptidyl-serine phosphorylation; protein autophosphorylation; autophagy
Cellular component (GO): cytoplasm; autophagosome
Molecular function (GO): protein serine/threonine kinase activity; ATP binding
Source: RefSeq, a predicted model, not a curated record
GCAGCCCAGGCGGAAGGAGCCUUUUGCUGAGUCCCAGGGAAGGGAGGCUUGGCUUGCAAGCUUUCCUGCUGGGGUGCAUGGGGGCAAAGGGGCUGGCAUGGCCGGAGCCGGCUCCUGGGCGCCCCCGCAGCUGCAAGACUUCAUCCUAACCGAAAGGCUGGGCAGUGGCACCUAUGCCACUGUCUUCAAAGCCUACAGGAAGAGGAAUGCCCGGGAGGUUGUAGCUAUUAAAUGUGUGAACAAAAAGAGUUUGAACAAGGCGUCGGUGGAAAAUCUGUUGACAGAGAUUGAGAUCCUCAAGACUAUCCGCCAUCCUCACAUCGUGGAACUGAAGGACUUUCAGUGGGACAAGGAGUACAUCUACCUGAUCAUGGAGUUCUGUGCUGGAGGUGACCUGUCUCGCUUCAUCCAUUCGCGGAGGAUCCUUCCGGAGAAAGUGGCUCGCUUAUUCCUUCAGCAGCUGGCUUGUGCCUUGAAGUUCCUUCACGAUAAGAAUAUCUCCCACUUGGAUCUAAAGCCUCAGAAUAUCUUGCUAAGCUCCUUGGACAAACCUCAUCUCAAACUGGCAGAUUUUGGAUUUGCUCAGCACAUGUCCCCAAGGGAUGAGAAGCACGUCCUGAGAGGGUCGCCACUUUACAUGGCUCCAGAGAUGGUGUGCAGCCGGCAGUAUGACGCCCGAGUGGAUCUCUGGUCUGUCGGAGUGAUUCUCUAUGAGGCCUUAUUCGGACGGCCACCAUUUGCCUCCAAGUCCUUCACUGAACUGGAAGACAAGAUCCGCAGCAAUCAGCCAAUUGAGCUGCCCAGCCGUCCCCGGCUCUCGCCAGAAUGUCGAGACCUCCUGCAGUGCCUUCUGAAGAGGGAUCCCCAUCAUCGCAUCUCCUUCCAGGCUUUCUUCGCUCACCCUUUUGUAGACAUGGAGCACAUGCCCAGUGAAGAGAGCUUGGGCAAAGCAACCUCUCUCGUAAUGGAAGCUGUGAAGAAGGACCAAGAAGGAGAUGUCGCAGCCGCCCUUUCUCUGUAUUCCAAGGCCCUGGAGUACUUUGUCCCUGCCUUGCUCUAUGAAACCGAUGUCCGCAGGAAGGAAGCAAUCAGAUCCAAGGUGAGUCAGUACAUCUCACGAGCGGAGCAGCUCAAGGUGUUAGUUGCCUCCAACAAUAAAGCCCUCCUGCAGCAGGGCUGUCCAGCCAGGGACAUCCUGAAAGAGAUGUCCAAGGAUAAGCCACGUCUUUAUGCUGCUCUGGAGGUAGCAUCUGCUGCUGUAGCUAAGGAGGAAGAAGGCAGAGAUGACGACGAAACUCUUGAGCUGUAUCAGCAGAGCUUGGGUGAACUGCUGCUCAUGUUAGCUGCUGAACCUGCAGGGAGAAGACGGGAGUUGUUGCAUGCAGAGAUCCAGAUGCUGAUGGGCCGAGCAGAAUACCUAAAAGAACAGAUAAAGAUGAAGGAGUCCCAACAGGAGGCCGAAACCAUAGGCAAAGAGGGAAUGUCGGAUUCUGUGAGAAGCUCAUGCACUCUGCAGUAACCUGAAUGCCGGGAUAAAGGCCAGUGGAUUCAAUACCUCGACGUCAACUGAGCAGCGGACGGACCACUUUUAUCUAGAAACUGUUUACACAGCUUGGACUCAUGUCUGUUGGAACAGAAUUAUGUUUGGGCACUAAAGAGACACACAGACACAAACACGGAGCAAAUUUUAUUCCGGAAUGAGUUAUUGUAUAAGCUAUCGGUGUUUGUAGAAUGUAAUUUAUUUAUAUAUGAUGUUCUGUAAAAAUGCAAUUUUGUUGGGCAGCACUAAACGACAUUCGAGGCAUUUAAAAGCACUUAAUAUACAACAGAGAUGGGGAAUGUGCAGCCCUCUGGGUGUUGCUGAACUGCAACUCCCAGCAGCCCUGUUCAGCAUAGCCAGCGGUGAAGAAUGCUGGGCUUUGUGGUCCAACAAUAGCUGGAGGGCUGCAUGCUUCUCAUUGCUGAUACCCGGGGAUUAAACUCAGGGUAGCCACCCUUUCAGGAGAUGUAUAGUAUAAAGCUGAGAAAGGGCUUUAGGCAUUUGAUAAUCCCAAGCGGGUCUUUUGAACAAUAGGAAAUUGGGUAAAUUGUAGAGAUUCUGAUGCUAAGAGCAGAGAGAGGGAUUCAUGGAAAGUACAUGAAUGGCUUCAUUGACUGGACAGCUUGUGGCCUUCCUGAUAGUAUGGGAUUGCAGCUUCCAUCUGCCUUCUCCAUUCUCCAGCUAGACUGUUAGGAGUUGCAGUCCAGCAAAAGCUAGAGGAUCAGAAGUCGAUCAUGGCCACUCAAAUCACUGCACUACACCACCUCUUUGUUGAAACAUACAGUGGUACUUUAAAGAUUUCCCUGCCACCAGAUCUAGUAGCAUGAAAUGGCUGGUUGUGUGGCUCCAGCACGCUCUAGUUAGCAACUCUAGACAAGCGCAAUACUGACUUUGAGGUCAUUCAGACAUUGUUUUUGUCAGCGCCCCUGCAAACUUAAUCGGAUGCAUUUGGAAAUGCAUGUGAACAACAAAGAUUCAACCUAGAAUCUACCUGGAUUAUUUUCACCAUCUGAAUAACCCCAUAGGGUUGCCAAUGAAAGCUUUGCUUGAGCCAGCGCAUAGGUUAGAGUGGUGAUAGUCAACUGAUAGCAGUUAGGGAACCACAUUUGCUCCUUAGAAGACCUCAGAGAGCUAACUGCUCACACAAAAAAAUAUUUUUUACCCAAAAUCUAGGAGACGAGGGGAACAAUUUUACCAUGUUUUGGGACUCCCCUGGGUCAUUAUUGAUCCAAGAGAGGCCUUUUAUUUUACAAUAGGCAGUGAACCUUUUAGAAGAAAGGUUUCUGGUAGGCUUUAAAAAAUUGAGGGGCAAGAAUCCCCCUCCUCAAAAAAUUCCUUUGAAAUGCCCUCUAGGUGGUAUAGGGGGCAAUUUUGCCAUGUUUGAGGCUCAUACAGGCCAUUAUAUGUUCAGGAAAGAUCGUUUUAUUUUACAAUGGGAGAUUAAACAGUAGUUGACUUUUGGUUAAUUUCCUCUUAGGCAAAAGUGUCUCCACUGGUCUUUACAAUGGACUUUAUCACAUAGCUAAGUGCCCAAAUCCUGUGCAGAAACGGGAUUUGAAUCACGGGGAAAUCACGCAAAAGCGGGAUCAUUUUUAGACACAUUGGGGGCACUGAGUAUUAAUGUGCCAUUAAUCCACCCAGAAAGUGGGCAAAAUCACACUGCUUUUUACUUUCGGGAAUUUUACUUUUGGGAUUAAUGUCACGUUAAUGCUCUAUGCCCCCUACAUCAUCUGAAAACGAUCCUACUUUUGCAGGAUUUUCCCAGAUUUAAAUCCCAUUUCUUCACAGGAUUUAACUGAUUCCCUCCCAUGUGAUAAACUCCAAUGUUUGGAGCCUUAAACCAGUAGCCAGUUUGCCACCCAUGUUUUCUAGAGGGCAUUUGAGGACCCAUUCUUUUAGACCCAGGAAGCACAUGGGUGCGCUUUCCCCACCUCUGGGCUGGACAGUGGUUCUUGAACUUCAUUCCAUCAGAUGUUGUGAAUGUCAACACCCCCAAAUCCCAACUGGCAUGGCCAGUAGUCAGAGAAAUCCAAAACAUUUGCAGGAGAGUCACUGGGGUUGAGAACCACUGAGCUACCGCCCAAAAGGAGAAUGUGCAUCCCUUCAAAUUUGUUGGAUUGCUACUCCCAUCAUCCUUACCCAGGAUGAGGAAGGGAGCUGUAGUCCAUAAUCUCCAACACAUCACUCGCCCUGAUCUAUUACCGGUUGAGUCUCCAUUAAGUUGAAAUACUUGGGGCUAGAGGUAUUUUGGAUUUUGGAGUUUUAUUGUUGUUGUUGUUGUUGUUUUAUUUUGGAAUAUUUGCAUAUAAAUCAUAAGAGAUCUUAGAGAUGGCA